CUUACCUCAGCUGUCAGAAUUCUGUAAAAAUAUUUUUGCCAACAAAAAACAUAAAAAAAAACCCCUUGUUUUUGUAAAAAUUACGCCCAAAAAACUUAAACAAUUCCAAAAUUGCUUCAAACGUAUUUUUAAAAAUGAAUGUCCCCGAACCCACUGAGCAUCUUCUUGCUCUAAAAGUAAUGCGCCUCACUCGACCCACUUUGGUCAGUCCCCAAAUAAUAACCAGUGAAUCUCGAGAUCUCCCUCAAAAUAGUUUCCAAAAAGUAUUAGAAAAUGAUGGUGCAGCUGUUGCUGGCGCCGAAACAUUAACUGCUGGCCAGUUUAUGUUGUUGCCUCAGAGUUUUGGUAACAUUUAUUUGGGCGAGACAUUCUCGAGUUAUAUUUGUGUGCAUAAUUGUACAACGCAUCCAGUCGAAGGGGUAACAGUCAAGGCUGAUUUACAGUCGAUUACGACAAGAAUCAAUUUGCCAAUGCAUGAUAAACCGACGACUUUGAAUGUCGAUGAUACUCUUGAUGAUGUGAUUCAUUAUGAGGUUAAGGAGAUUGGUGCUCAUAUAUUGGUUUGUGAAGUAAACUACUCAACUCCUGCUGGAUUUCAGCAAUAUUUUCGAAAGUAUUUUAAAUUUCAAGUCUUGAAGCCUCUGGAUGUAAAGACGAAAUUCUAUAAUGUUGAAAUGGACGAGAUCUAUUUGGAAGCCCAGAUUCAAAAUAUCACCACUGGACCAUUUUGUUUGGAAAAGGUUGAGCUAGACAGCUCAGAGCAAUAUACUGUGACUCCAUUGAACACCCUUCCAAAUGGUGAGUCAGUGUUCUCUUCGAAAAACAUGCUUCAACCAAACAACAGCUGCCAGUUUCUAUACUGCAUUAAGCCAAUUCCUGAAAUAGCCAAGGACAUCAAAGCCCUUCGUGCUGCCAAUACAAUCGGAAAGUUAGACAUUGUCUGGAGAUCAAAUCUGGGGGAGAAAGGUCGUUUGCAAACCAGUCAACUCCAGAGAAUACCCUUCGAAUACACCGAUGUCCGAAUGGACGUUGUGGAAGCCAAGAAUAUCGUGAAAAUCGGUGAACCUUUCACCUUCAUCUGCCGUGUGACAAACACUUCUGAUCGACCAAUGGAGCUGAUGGCCAAAUUAGAUACAAAAACUAGUUUUGGUUGCGAUUAUACUGGCUCGGCUGAAUUUAAUUUGGGCAAUCUUGACCCUGGACAAGGGAAAGAGUUUCCCUUGACUGUGUGUCCGGCUAAAUUGGGUCUGAUAAAAGUCACAAAUUUGAUUCUUACAAAUGUCGUCCUGAAACGAACCUACGAAUAUGAUGAUGUGGUGCAUGUUUUCGUUGUCGAUUCGGAUUAUCAUGACGAUGAGUCAUUCCAAAUGAAUAAGUUUGUCAGAUAUGAUUUGGCAACUCAAUUGACAUGAAAUUAAUGUGAUAAUGACUUUGUUGGUAGAUAAAAUAAAUUAAAAUUAUAAUUUAUAUGUUCA
This is a messenger RNA of Episyrphus balteatus (marmalade hoverfly), 1475 nucleotides long. Its product is annotated as probable trafficking protein particle complex subunit 13 homolog. The record is from RefSeq and is a predicted model, not a curated record. NCBI's taxonomy places the organism in Eukaryota, Metazoa, Arthropoda, Insecta, Diptera, Syrphidae. The coding region runs from base 135 to 1412 and encodes 425 amino acids. The transcript is spliced from 6 exons. Gene Ontology annotation, cellular component: TRAPPIII protein complex.